GUUGGGUGCGCGGGGCCGAGCGCCUCCCAACAGCUGACGCUGGGUGUCGAUGGCGGUCCGCGCCUGGCGGAUUUUGGGUGAUGGACGGAGCCGCUUCGAUUCUACAAUGAGUUGUGCAAAUUGUGCUUGAAUCUGCAGCCAAAAAAAAUGAUUUUAAAUGUUGGGAGCCAUGAAGGUACCAAAAGUUGCAUAUGUGUUUGUCCUUUUUGUAUGCAUAUUAAUAUAUGUAUAUCAAAAGCGACCUUUUCAAAGAACACAAAAUGGGCUAGGAUUCGUCAUUCAGGCAGCACUUGGACAACCUGUACCUCAAGACUUCUAUGGAAUUAUGUUUGAUGCUGGCAGUACUGGGACACGCAUUCAUGUCUUCAAGUUUACCAAGUUGCCAAAUGGAUCUCCUAAACUUGCACAUGAAACAUUCAAAGCUUUGAAGCCAGGAUUGUCGGCAUAUUCUGAUGAGCCCCAUUUGGCCACAAAAGGCAUUCAGGACCUAUUGGACAUUGCCAAAGAGUCAAUUCCUAGGAACCUUUGGGCAAGCACGCCAUUAGUACUAAAAGCUACUGCUGGUUUACGUCUGUUGCCAGGAGUAAAAGCUCAGCAAUUGUUGGAUAAGGUAAAGGAAGUAUUUCAAUUGAGCCCUUUCCUAGUAACAAACGAUUGUGUUAGUAUCAUGGAUGGGACUGAUGAAGGCAUUUCUGCUUGGAUCACUGUGAACUUUUUAAUAGAUAGCUUGCACGGGGAACAGCGUAACACAACAGGAAUACUUGAUCUUGGAGGAGGCUCUACCCAGAUUACAUUUUUGCCUCACAAUGAGAUAACACUCCAGACCUCUCCUGUUAACUAUAUUACCUCAAUUCAGAUGUUCAAUAGCACUUACACAGUCUACUCUCACAGUUACCUAGGAUUUGGCUUGAUGUCAGCAAGACUGGCGAUUUUAGGAGGAACUGAAGGUAGACCACCUGAGGAAGGGCAAGAACUUGUAAGUUCUUGCUUAUCACCAGGCUAUAAAACAGAAUGGAAGCAUGGUGAAAUUGUUUACAAUGUUAAAGGACAGAAAUCAGGGGAACCCAUCUAUGAUUCCUGUUAUGCAAGAGUAGAAAAAAUACUCUACAGAAAAGUGCAUAAACCUGAAGAAGUGGGGAGUCUGUCAUUUUAUGCAUUUUCCUACUAUUAUGAUAGAGCAGUUGAUGUUGGACUUAUUGAUGAAGUGAAAGGAGGGACUUUAAAGGUUGAGGAUUAUGGAAAAGCAGCCAGACAUGUGUGUCAAAGUAUGGAAUCUGAAUCAACAGAUAAACCAUUCCUUUGCAUGGAUCUCGUGUACAUAACUGUAUUGCUAGAAGAACUUGGUUUUCAGAAAGAUGCAGUUUUGAAGCUCGCCAGGAAGAUCAAUGGUGUCGAAAGCAGUUGGGCACUGGGCGCCACAUUCCAUUAUAUUGACUCUCUUCAGAGAAAUUAAUGUGAAAAAUUAACUCAUGUUUAUGUUAGAAAAUAAUUCAGUCAGAUUGAAUUUAUGGCCUUGUGUAAAUGGUGCUGCUCUUAGGGAGCGAGCAAUCUCCAAAUGUGGGUCUGGGCUUUUCAGAUUGUAAUACUGUUCAAAUGUAAAAUUGUGGUAUAAAAAUGGUGUUUAAUGAUUCAAAUGCUCACCAAUCAAAGCAAUUGGCUAACAUAUUGACAAUUACUUUUCUGUCAAUGGGUGAAGAGAAUGUUGUUUGAUUAGUCAAUCAACAUAAGAGAUAAUGUUUGUAUACUGAAGGAUCUACACUUGCAAGCUGACCCAUAACCAAAGACUGAUUUUCACAGAACGACAUGUUGCAACUUUUCAUGAUCCUCUUCAAGCCAUAAAAGUAAAACUUUUUUUUUGUAUAACAUGCAGAGUUGAUUAUUACUACUGCUGAACCUGCAGAUAAAAGUUGGCAGGAGAAUGGGGUUGAGAAUGGUGAAGCAGGCUCAAUGGGCCAAAUGGCCUAAUUCUGCUCCCAUUUCUUAUGGUCUGUUCGGCAUCACUAAUUUUGAUUCAACACACUGCCUAUAGUCAGUGAAUUGCGAAACUGUGAUGGUUUCCAAUAUCUUCACCUGUCAUGGUCAUCCAAUGUAUUUUAUGGCAGGAUGCUACAAUGAUAGAUACCCAGGUGUCAUGUGUUUGUCAAGUGCCACAGAAACUUAGAAGUCAAAAAUGCUGGAAAUAGAUAAGAAAGCCAGGUAGCAUCUGUGGAGCCAGGAACAGUUAAUAUUUCAGGUCAGUUACUUUUGUCAGUAUGGAUAAAGUUAGAGGUGUAGCACUUUAAUGAAGCACAGGGCAUUAGGUGGAGAAAGAGUAAGGGGAAUGUCUGAGGGGAUAAAAACAGAAGUAAUUAAAUGAUAAGGGAUAAUGCAUUGUAAAAGGUAACACUAAUGGGACAUGUAAGAAAUUAAGCAUGGGUCUAGGGAAGAUUUAAAUGAGAGUAGCAAUAUUAAUAUCUACAACUGCCAUCCAAAAAAGGAGAAUUAUCUGAAAUUAUUGAACUUCAUCUUAAGUCCAGGAACUUGUGAAAGUCCAGUCAAAGGUAAGGUGACCUCCCUUACAUUGAACUUCAUUGGAACUGUAUGACAGCAUUUCCCAAGCUUUUUGCCCAUUGUGACCCCAUUUUGAGAAUUAAGUUGUUGUGAUCCCUUAGUGAGAACUGAAAACAAGGGCCUGUUAGAGGAAAGUUUGGUUAUUGUACCUUGACCAAAAUUCCACAGCAGUCAUUACCUCAGAUCUCAUGACCCCAAAAUCUUACUUCCUGGCCUCUCCUUGGGAAGCUCUGGUGUAAGACUCCAAAGUCAAUGAUAAUGGUUAGAAUUAAAAUGGCAGGCCAUCAGAAAUCUAGGUCAUGUUUUGUGAACUGAAUGUGUACAACAAACCAGUUACCUGGGAACUGCAGUUAGUCUUUCCAGUGUAAAAGAGGCUCUAACAUUAACAGUAAGCCAUAAAAAGGUAAAGUUGCAACAGUCCCUGAGGACCAUAGAACUGUGUUCUCAUCAGAGAGACGACUGGUGGUAGUUUAACCUAAGAGUCACUGUGCCUGAGGUGAGGAGAAAGGUUGAGAAGGAGAGUCCUUCAAUGGCAACCUCAGCCAAUGCAGCAAUGAACCCAUUCUGUUGGAAUCCCUCUACAUUGCAAACCAGCAAACUGACCGCAGCGAACACUGUUAAAUUGAAAGUGGUAUAUCACUUUACUGAAAUGGAGGGUUUGGUGCCUUGAAUAUUAGAGAUGAAAAGGCAUAUGUUCCAACUCUUUCAUUUGCAUGGAAGGAGGAUAGAGCAUUAAAGGAAUAGAUCAGUGUCCUCUUUGGCAAGCUCAUUGAGGUGGAUAGGAUCAACAUUUGUUUAUUGUUGGUAUGCACUUUAGUAGCAGAGUGAUUCUUUAAAUCAGAAGGCUGAUAAGGUGAAAGGCAAGGACAAAGAAUCUUGUUCUUCUGAGGACAAGAAGGAAGGAAAUCUUUAAGGGGAAAGGAAGGCAUUGGUAGCAUGAGCAUGAAAGCUAAUAGUGUAUCAUCAGAACUGAUGCAACAGAGAAACUGGGAGAAUGAAAGAGUGCCAACUGAGUAUUGUCAGUGCCCAUUGUUACUUUAGAUUUCCAACAUCCACAGUAUUUUGUUUUGUGACAGUAGAAGUGACUUGAGUGCUUGUUGAAAAUUGUCUGAUACUCCUGGAAUUUAACUCUGUUAAAGGCACAGCCAUGAGAUAAACAGAAAUUCCCAACAGUUGACUAAUUUGUCUGCAUUAUUAUUUAUACCAUUGAUUCAGUUAGUCUAGUUCCUUCAAUAUGGGAUCUUCCUUCACCACCUCAUCGCAAGUUGAUUGCUAGUUUAUACUUCUCUUUUAUAAUGUUACAUGACUCAUGCAAGGUGUUCAAACUU
Hemiscyllium ocellatum (epaulette shark) is the source of this 3878-nucleotide messenger RNA. RefSeq names its product ectonucleoside triphosphate diphosphohydrolase 6 (gene entpd6). Bases 158 to 1453 code for a protein of 431 amino acids. The transcript is spliced from 14 exons. The record is from RefSeq and is a predicted model, not a curated record. Gene Ontology annotation, cellular component: Golgi apparatus; membrane. Gene Ontology annotation, molecular function: UDP phosphatase activity; GDP phosphatase activity. Gene Ontology annotation, biological process: nucleoside diphosphate catabolic process. Lineage: Eukaryota; Metazoa; Chordata; Chondrichthyes; Orectolobiformes; Hemiscylliidae.